AUGCGCUCGAACACACCUAUUCCAUUCUGCCUCCUUGCUGAACCACUGUCAACUGCUCUCCUGUCCCCUAAACAGAACUCGUCAGCGAUGACGACACUGCCAGAUGGAGCAACUAGAGCGUUACCGGCUGCCGCAUCCACAGAUGCUGUAACGGCAAGCGACCAAUUAGAUCAACUGGUCAAUUUCGCCCAUGAUGAAAUGAGUGCGUCUUUGGCGGACGGCACGAGCAAACAGAAGCGAAGGCGGACAUAUACCUUAUUGACCUCUGUCCAGGGAACAUUCUUAGCAUGGCAUCGUUACUUUAUAUGGCACUACGAACAGGCGCUUCGCAAUGGUGAGACGACUGCCACUGGCCUAGUAAAUUAUCCCAUAUUCGACGGCUCCGUUAUCUCGAUGUCUGGAGACGGUGAAUUUAUCCCUGGCCAAGGCAAUAUAAUCUUAGGCGGCGACGAUCUUCCCGAAAUCCUUAUUCCCGCCGGUUCGGGUGAUGGAUGCGUCACUCUUGGGCUAGUUUCUCUCUGUCUAACUAACAGCUGCACUAUUACAAAUAGAGACGGACUGAGCUACAACCCACGAUGCCUGAAGCGAGAGCUGACGGAUUAUGUGAAUAGGAGGUUUGCAAACACGAGCAGUACCGUCAAUCUAAUUUUGAAGCCAAAGGAGAUCUAUGACUUUCAGAUGACCAUGCAAGGCUAUCCGGGCUCUGGAGACAUUGGUGUACAAGGCGGAGGUCACUACACUAUAGGUGGCGAUCUUGGCCGUGAUCUGUUUGUCUCCCCCGGUGAUCCACCGUUCUACCUCCACCACGGAAUGAUUGGCCGAGUAUGGUGGAGUUGGGAACUGUUCAAUAGGACGACGCGAACCGGGACAGAAGGGAUCUUCGGCACAGGAACCUUCCUAAAUGUACCUCCGUCCCAAAAUAUCACCCUUGACAACCCCAUGGAUUUGGGAUUUGGGUUAGGUCCCUCUACUACGAUGAAAGAUCUUAUGAGCACGACCAAUGGGCCUUUUUGCCACAUCCAUCUAUGCAAACGCAUAUCGUGGAAUGUUAACAAGUGUUUGAUCUGCGUGACGUGA
Messenger RNA from Lindgomyces ingoldianus, 1077 nucleotides. RefSeq names its product Di-copper centre-containing protein. NCBI's taxonomy places the organism in Eukaryota, Fungi, Ascomycota, Dothideomycetes, Pleosporales, Lindgomycetaceae. The record is from RefSeq and is a predicted model, not a curated record. Bases 1 to 1077 code for a protein of 358 amino acids. The transcript is spliced from 6 exons. Gene Ontology annotation, molecular function: oxidoreductase activity.